AUGGUAUUUUCAUACUUUCUUCAUAAGAAAACAGUAGCUGCUAAGCAGAAAGAAAGAGAAGAUAGAAUCAAUGAUCUUCCUGAAUAUAAAGAGCCAUUGACAGAAGAAGAAAAAUCAAUUCUAUCCCAAGAAGCUUCUAAAGUAAUUGCCAAAGUUCAAGCUGGUGAGAUUAAACCUAUCUCAGUUCUACGGGCAUAUGGAAAAAGAGCUCUCGAGUCGCAGCCAGAGCUUAAUGCCAUCACUGAAAUAUUUAUCAAGGAUUCAGAGAAAUGGGCCGAACAUGCAAAUACAAAAGGACCAUUGGCAGGUUUCCCUAUUACCUUUAAGGAUACCAUUAAUGUGACUGGGUAUGAUUCGUGUAUUGGAUACAGCUCCCGUUCAUUCAAACCAGCAGUUAAGGAUGCUCCAAUUGUGAAACUUCUUAAAGAUGCAGGUGCUGUACCUAUGCUGAAAACCAAUGUUCCCUUCACAUUACUCUCUUUUGAAUCAUAUAACGAUGUCUGGGGAGUUACUAGUAAUCCUUAUCAUAAGGAUUAUGCUCCUGGUGGAUCGACUGGAGGUGAAGCAGCAUUACUUGCUUACGGCGGUUCGAGGUUGGGUGUAGGUACUGAUGUUGCCGGAUCUGUUCGGGUUCCUGCUCACUUCUCUGGUAUUUACAGUUUGAAAUGCUCGACUGGCAGAUUUCCUAAAAUUGGCAACACCACGUCUAUGGCCGGCCAAGAAGGUAUCCCAGCUGUCUACUCACCCAUGACCAGAUCACUUCCUGAUCUUGGAUUCUUCCUCAAGACAAUUAUUGACAUGAAGCCCUGGGAGUACGAUUAUAGCGUUCACCCAAUUCCAUGGCGUAAAGUUGACCUUCCAGCUAAGCUCAAAGUUGGUGUUAUUUAUGACGACGGUGUUGUGACUCCCUCACCUGCCUGUGCCCGUGCUCUUGACCUCACUAUUGAUGCUUUAGAAAAACAAGGCCAUUCGAUUGUGAAGUUUGAUGCUCCCGACCCACUUCGUUGUCUCCGUAUUGCCUCUCAAUUGUUGUGCUCUGAUGCUGGUAGAAUCGCUACUCGUGGCCAGCUUUGGGGCGAGAACAAUGAUGCCGGUGUCGGACGAAUGCUCUUCGCUCAAAGACUUCCUCGUUUUGUCAAGAAAAUCUACGCCUGGAUCCUGCAAUAUAUCUAUCGUGACCCCGUAUGGGCCUAUAUGGUGCGUGACUGGAAUGAGAAGACCAUUACCGAGAGAUGGGAUCUCGUAGCUGAACGUGAGCAAUACAAAUUGGAAUUCUUCGAAGCCUGGAAGGAGUCAGGAAUCGACAUCCUGCUAACUGUACCCAAUGCUACACCUGCUCUGCCUCAUAAGGGUCUCUACGAAUCCAUCUCGUCCUGUGGCUACACAUUCAUGUUUAACCUGCUAGACUAUUCGGCCGGUGUCCUGCCAGUCACCAGAGUUGACAAAGAAAAAGACCAGCUGCCACCUGGUUUCAACCCGAACAAACUCAACCGCAUUGCCAAGGGUGCCUAUGACAACUACGACGCCACAAAAAUGCACGGCCUCCCAGUCGGAGUCCAAGUGGUUGGCCAGCGUCUGGAAGAAGAAAAGGUAAUCAAAGCCAUGGAGGUCGUUGAAGACGCUCUCCACAAAUCUGGCGUAGUCUACGUCCAGCGAAACUCCUAG
Sugiyamaella lignohabitans is the source of this 1665-nucleotide messenger RNA. It is a transcript of the gene AMD2, whose product is annotated as Amd2p. The coding region runs from base 1 to 1665 and encodes 554 amino acids. NCBI's taxonomy places the organism in Eukaryota, Fungi, Ascomycota, Dipodascomycetes, Dipodascales, Trichomonascaceae. The record is from RefSeq and is a predicted model, not a curated record. The transcript has a single exon.